This is a messenger RNA of Leopardus geoffroyi (Geoffroy's cat), 4515 nucleotides long. RefSeq names its product NEDD4 like E3 ubiquitin protein ligase (gene NEDD4L). Gene Ontology annotation, molecular function: sodium channel inhibitor activity; ubiquitin protein ligase activity; protein binding. The transcript is spliced from 33 exons. The record is from RefSeq and is a predicted model, not a curated record. Gene Ontology annotation, biological process: ubiquitin-dependent protein catabolic process; regulation of dendrite morphogenesis. NCBI's taxonomy places the organism in Eukaryota, Metazoa, Chordata, Mammalia, Carnivora, Felidae. Bases 343 to 3327 code for a protein of 994 amino acids.
GGCGGGCGAGCCGGGUUCCGGAGAUCGGAGAGCAGGCUCCGAGAGGGGCGGAGUGCUGCGGGCGGGCGAGCGGGGAGGGAAAGCCCGGCGGGCUCCGCGCCGCCGCCCGCUGCACGGCGCGCUCUCCGGACCGCCAACCCGUACGGCCCCGCAGCCUUCCGGGAAGAAGCGGCGCAGGCAGCGGCCGCAGCGCGCGCUCGGGCUCCCUCACCUGCCGGCGUCCGGCGGCUCCCCCGGCGGGACGCGCGCAGGCCGGGCGCGGAGGAGGAGAGAAGACCGGCCGCCCGCGCCGCAGCCCAGCCGCCCGGGAGCGCCUCCGAGCCCUCGCGGGGCGCCGGCUCCAUGGCGACCGGGCUCGGGGAGGAGAUCUACGGACUUUCGGAAGAUGAGGGCGAGUCACGUAUUCUCAGAGUGAAGGUUGUUUCUGGAAUUGAUCUCGCCAAAAAGGACAUCUUUGGGGCCAGUGAUCCGUAUGUGAAACUUUCAUUGUACGUAGCGGAUGAGAACAGAGAACUCGCUUUGGUACAGACAAAAACAAUUAAAAAGACGCUGAACCCAAAGUGGAAUGAAGAAUUUUAUUUUAGAGUAAACCCAUCUAAUCACAGACUCCUGUUUGAAGUAUUUGAUGAAAACAGAUUGACCCGAGACGACUUCCUGGGACAGGUGGACAUACCCCUGAAUCAUCUCCCGACCGAAGAUCCGACCAUGGAGCGACCCUAUACAUUUAAGGAUUUUCUCCUUAGACCAAGAAGUCAUAAAUCUCGAGUUAAGGGAUUUUUGCGAUUGAAAAUGGCCUAUAUGCCAAAAAAUGGAGGUCAAGAUGAAGAAAACAGUGAGCAGAGAGAGGACAUGGAGCAUGGCUGGGAGGUCGUGGACUCGAAUGACUCGGCCUCCCAGCACCAGGAGGAGCUUCCCCCGCCUCCACUGCCUCCCGGCUGGGAAGAGAAAGUGGACAAUCUGGGUCGUACCUAUUACGUCAACCACAACAACCGGACCACUCAGUGGCACCGACCAAGCUUAAUGGAUGUGGCCUCCGAGUCGGACAGCAACAUCAGGCAGAUCAACCAGGAGGCCGCGCACCGACGCUUCCGCUCGCGCAGACACAUCAGUGAGGACCUGGAGCCGGAGCCCAGCGAGGGUGGAGACGGCCCAGAGCCUUGGGAGACCAUUUCCGAGGAAGUGAACAUCACUGGAGACUCCCUCAGUCUGUCACUGCCCCCUCCGCCGUCCUCUCCAGUGUCCCGGACCAGCCCUCAGGAGCUGUCUGAGGAGCUGAGCAGAAGGCUUCAGAUCACUCCAGACUCCAAUGGGGAGCAGUUUGGUUCUUUGAUCCAAAGAGAACCGUCCUCAAGGUUGCGGUCCUGCAGCGUGACGGACACCGUUGCCGAGCAAGCUCAUCUACCACCGCCAAGUGCCCCAGCUAGGAGAGCGCGUUCAUCAACUGUCACAGGUGGUGAGGAGCCAACGCCAUCAGUGGCCUAUGCACAUACCACGCCGGGCCUACCUUCAGGCUGGGAAGAACGAAAAGAUGCUAAGGGACGCACAUACUAUGUCAAUCAUAACAAUCGAACCACAACCUGGACUCGACCUAUCAUGCAGCUCGCAGAAGACGGUGCAUCCGGAUCCGCCACAAACAGUAACAACCACCUAAUCGAGCCUCAGAUCCGCCGGCCCCGUAGCCUCAGCUCGCCGACUGUAACCUUAUCUGCCCCACUGGAGGGUGCCAAGGAUUCACCCGUACGUCGGGCUGUGAAAGAUACCCUUUCCAAUCCACAGUCCCCACAGCCAUCACCUUACAACUCCCCUAAACCACAACACAAAGUCACACAGAGCUUCCUGCCACCCGGCUGGGAAAUGAGGAUAGCACCAAACGGCCGGCCCUUCUUCAUUGACCAUAACACAAAGACUACAACGUGGGAAGAUCCACGCCUGAAAUUUCCAGUUCAUAUGCGGUCAAAGGCCUCUUUAAACCCCAAUGACCUUGGCCCUCUUCCUCCUGGUUGGGAAGAAAGAAUUCACUUGGAUGGCCGAACAUUUUAUAUUGACCAUAGCAGCCAGGUGUUAUGUGGAGAGAAUGAUCCCAGAGAAUCAGUGCCCUCGUACGAUAGCAAAAUUACUCAGUGGGAAGACCCAAGACUGCAGAAUCCAGCUAUUACUGGUCCGAAGGCUGUUCCUUACUCCAGAGAAUUUAAGCAGAAAUAUGACUACUUUAGGAAGAAAUUAAAGAAACCUGCUGAUAUUCCGAAUAGGUUUGAAAUGAAACUUCACAGAAAUAACAUCUUUGAAGAGUCCUAUCGGAGGAUCAUGUCUGUGAAAAGACCAGAUGUCCUGAAAGCUAGACUGUGGAUCGAAUUUGAAUCGGAGAAAGGUCUUGACUAUGGGGGUGUGGCCAGAGAGUGGUUCUUCCUACUGUCCAAAGAGAUGUUCAACCCCUACUAUGGGCUUUUUGAGUACUCUGCGACGGACAACUACACGCUUCAGAUCAAUCCCAAUUCAGGCCUCUGUAAUGAAGACCAUUUGUCUUACUUCACUUUUAUCGGAAGAGUUGCUGGUCUGGCAGUGUUUCACGGGAAACUUUUAGAUGGUUUCUUCAUUAGACCAUUUUACAAAAUGAUGCUGGGAAAGCAGAUAACCCUGAAUGACAUGGAAUCUGUGGACAGUGAAUAUUACAACUCUUUGAAAUGGAUCUUGGAAAAUGAUCCCACUGAACUGGACCUCAUGUUCUGUAUCGAUGAAGAAAAUUUUGGACAGACCUAUCAAGUGGAUCUGAAGCCCAAUGGGUCAGAAAUAAUGGUAACAAAUGAAAACAAAAGGGAAUAUAUUGACUUAGUCAUCCAGUGGAGGUUUGUGAACAGGGUCCAGAAGCAAAUGAACGCCUUCUUGGAGGGAUUCACAGAACUGCUUCCUAUUGAUUUGAUUAAAAUUUUUGAUGAAAAUGAGCUGGAGUUGCUGAUGUGCGGCCUUGGCGACGUGGACGUGAACGACUGGAGACAACAUUCUAUCUAUAAGAAUGGUUAUUGCCCAAACCACCCUGUCAUUCAGUGGUUCUGGAAGGCCGUGCUGCUCAUGGACGCGGAGAAGCGGAUCCGGCUACUGCAGUUUGUCACGGGGACGUCGCGAGUACCCAUGAAUGGGUUCGCCGAACUUUAUGGUUCCAAUGGUCCUCAGCUGUUUACAAUAGAGCAAUGGGGGAGUCCUGAAAAACUGCCCAGAGCUCACACGUGCUUUAAUCGCCUUGACUUACCUCCGUAUGAAACCUUCGAAGAUUUACGAGAGAAACUUCUCAUGGCCGUGGAAAACGCUCAAGGAUUCGAGGGGGUGGAUUAAGCUCCCCCCUCCUCGGGGUGGUUGUUCAUCGAGCGAGUCCUGCUUGCACUUUUGCAUUUGCCCAACACCCGACUUUGCAGAGACCGAGGCAGAAGAGCGGCCGCACACGGCGGCCUGGCUCCCGGGGCGGGGCCUCCACCCGCGACUUGCCCAGGUUCAGACGUGGGAGCCCGGUCCCAGGUCGCGUUCCUGCAUUUUCCACCACGAAUUAUCAACUGGUUGAUGUGUACACUAAUAACAUUUCAGGAGGACUUAUUCUAUUUAUGUUGUGCCUCUGUAGGCAAAGCCCUUAAUAAAUAUUUUACAUACUUUAUAAUGACAAUGAAUGGGAUUAAUCACUCUACAGGUAUAGUAUUACAACUCAUGUUUACUUUUUAAAAUGAUUUAGACCGAUUUUCAGAUUUUAUUUCAUUACAAUUAAAGAUGUCUCGUGUACUUGGAAAAGUGAGCAUAUUUUUUUUGUAUUUGAAUUUCAUACCAGGUUUAAUGUCAGUGACAUUUUUAUUUUUGAAGUACUUUGACACCCCCCCCCACUCCUUAUGUUAUUAGAAUUGAAAGACUGUUGUUGUUGUUGUUUUGUUUGUUUUUUUUUUGUCCAGAUACCUACGGACAAGUACUUUGAGAGAAUUUAAAAUAUAACAUUAGACAUAAUGCUACUUUUCUCCAUACUCUGAGAGAAUGGAAAACAAACUGGAUAUUACAUUUUGUGUGUGUGUGCAAAUUUAGCGUAAUAGCUCCAGGCUGAGAGAAUUGUAACCUAGCAUGACAAAUUUGGUGUUGACUUGAAGGAAGGAACCACACCAUUAUUCCUUAGAAGUAAUUCCGUGUGCUAGAACACAUUUGAGGCAGGGUCGGACUAUCCUUUCUCAUUAGAGAAAUUACUUAACCCUCCAUGAUGCUGUACAGCCAUUCUUUUAUUACCUUUUCCACACUCUUUGCUGUUUGUCGUAGAGACAUUUGAAUGGGCCUCGACACUCGCUUGAUUUGAAACCGUGGAAACCAGAUCUGUGUCGCGUCCCGUUUGUACGAGUUUGCUAGCGGUAGCUAAAUAACCCGUUUUUGUUCUAACUGCACCAGUUCCGAAGGCACUUUAUGUUCUCCCUGGGGGUCCUAUCUGGUUUCGUUGAUGGGUUGUUGUUGUUUGUAAAUCACAGACAUUAAAUGUGAUGAUGAUUUCUUCUCCCUGCA